Molecule: messenger RNA, 2135 nt
Organism: Capsicum annuum
Lineage: Eukaryota; Viridiplantae; Streptophyta; Magnoliopsida; Solanales; Solanaceae
Exons: 1
Coding region: 521-1969 (482 amino acids)
Source: RefSeq, a predicted model, not a curated record
AGGGUUUUCCAUUUUAUACAACAGGGUCUGUGUCUUCCCAGGACGGAGCUACCUAUGUAUAGGUUCAUUCGAAUUUAUUCGAAAAUUAUAUUAUAUUUAUAUAUAUACAUAUAUAUAUAUAUAUUUUUUUAUGUAUAUAUAACAUAUGUUAAUCUUAUUUAAUUCGUUUGUAUGUUUAUCUGUAACCUUGAGUGAAAAUUUUCACUCCGGUAUCUUUCAUUGAUUAGUGGGUAAACAACAUUAAGAAGUCAUAUUUUUGAUUGUUUAUCCCUUUGAUUUUUCUCUUUCCCCAAAAUUUCUUUGUAUUUUCAAGUGUUGGUAAGAGAAUAGAUGUGUUGUUGCCACGAUCAUGCCAUGUCCGUUCAAUCACAACGGUCACCUCUUCAUCGUUGUCCGUUUCGUUCUGAUUAAACAAUUUAUUUUCUGGAUGUAGUUGUUAAAUUUGAUUCAAAGCCAGCCAGCCAAGCCCACUGUUUUGUUGAUCCUUAUAAUUUUGGUCAAAGGUUGAUGAAGCAUCAUCAUGCCUUUUCCAUGGAAGAAGGUGAAGAAGACGAGCAUUUCACAAUUCGUGAAGGAGCAUGUAAAUUCUCAAAGUGGAUCUACCCUUAUGGUGGAAACUGGUUUUCCAACUUCCCUUGUGGAUCUUGUGGUCAAGAAUCGAGCAAGAUUCAAGAAACCAUCCAAGAAAAUGAUACCUACCGACCCUUCAUCCCCAUCCCCAUCCCCAUCCCCAUUCCCUUCGCUUUCUCCCCUUCCUCCCCCUUCGCCUGAAAAUUUAUCAUCCACUUCCCACCACUUCAUGAUUGAUGAUGAAGAAGAUAAAGUUCAUCCUCUGAUCUGUGAAGGUGACAAACCUGAUUCUCGAAAGAAGAGUUGCAACUUUCUUCAACAUGAACAAAGGUGGGGCAAUGGUGGUGUCAGUAUGAAUCAGGGGUUGGUGGCAGUUUUCGAGAUGUUUCUGGUGGCCUCUUUGAUUUUAGGGCUGAAUGAUCUUGUGGUGGGGGUUACCAUGUCAGCCUUCAUGUUGUUUUUCUUGGAAUAUUUAGGAGAACAGUUGUAUGGAUUUUUUUCUGGAGUGGAGAGGAGGGUUAGGUUGAUGAUACAGCUGAUUUCGGACAUCUUUAGGGCCAAAGCACUUGAAGAAGAGGAAGAUUGUGUUUUUAAGGCGCCAUUGCAGCGCCAAGACAUGUCAAAGAAUGGUUGUUCUAACUUUCAACAUCAAAUUCAAGAAAUUGAGCUUGUACAAGAAACUUAUGUUGUGGAUGGUCAAUUUGUUAGCGAGAAUAUUGAGGACUGUAUUUUGGAUGGAAAAACAAAAUGUGUAGGAUUGGAUGUAAUGGAGAAAGGAGAGGAAUCUAGAUGUGAUCUAUGUGAACUCAAGGAAAAGAAAUCUCAUAGGGCCAAGAUGAAAUCAAAAAUGAAGAAACUUGUUCCAUAUAAGUUCAGAAAGAAAAAAGGUUCACCAUUGAAGAGUCAUAUGCUCUUAGAUCAGAUAGAUUAUGUUAUUGAAGGAACAAAGGAAACUGAAGGUUCUAGUGAACAAACAAUGAAAUUCGAUGGCAUAAUGUCGUCAGUGGCAAGUAAAAUUGAUGAUAAGACAGAUAUUGUUGAGGUUGUUGGUAGUGCUAGAGAAUCAUCUAAAGGACUUACUGAUGGUAGUGUUGAAUCAUUUAAUGGUACUGAUAAAGCAACCAUUGUCAGGGAAAACGAUUUGACUGAAAGAGAGCCUAAUUCUAUGUAUAUUGCUCUCCUUUUGGUUGUUCUAAUUGGCCUUAUUGGAGGUCGGGUUCUUGCACUUGUUUUUACUUUAACAUGUUGCCUGAUGUUGAGACGAGGUGAACGAAUAGGAAGAUUCACAAAAUUUCUGUUGGAAUUUUUUAACUCAUUCAUAGAAGUCCUUGAAAGUAUGUUCAUGGUAUUGUAUGAAGAGCUGUUUAAGCCUUCCUUGAUCUGUUUAAGCCUUCCUUGAUCUUUAGAGCUUACUUUGAUGGAGAUUUCAACCUUUGGUUGACCACUCGGUCAUUGGUUUUGUGUUAUGUCCUGUAAAGUUAGUGAAAUCAGAUUAACUUUGUUAAAUUUUUGUGUCUGAAUCAAUACUCUUCUGAAUAAAUAGUUGACCCCAUUUUGUCUUUUGC